Symbiodinium necroappetens is the source of this 277-nucleotide messenger RNA. The record is from the annotation of a GenBank genome assembly. NCBI's taxonomy places the organism in Eukaryota, Dinophyceae, Suessiales, Symbiodiniaceae.
GCUUUGGCAAGAGCUCACGGGCGGCGACGAUGACAACCAGUCGGUGGUCGUGGACUUUGACCACUUCUUGGCCGCCCUCCGCGGUGUGCGCGCACAGGACAUCAAGGAAGUGUCAAAACCGGCACCGGCAGCGGCAGUACCUGCAGCUCCUUCUUUGAAUGCUCUGCCCAUUGCCAGGCGGCAGCACGGCGCCGUGGCCUCCAUGAGUUUGCCGGUCAAGGCCAGGGGGGCGAAAGUGGCCCCAUCCCUGGGCCUUCCAAUCAAGGCCCGUGGAUAG